This is a messenger RNA of Helobdella robusta, 528 nucleotides long. RefSeq lists its product as hypothetical. Lineage: Eukaryota; Metazoa; Annelida; Clitellata; Rhynchobdellida; Glossiphoniidae. The record is from RefSeq and is a predicted model, not a curated record. The coding region runs from base 1 to 528 and encodes 175 amino acids. The transcript is spliced from 4 exons.
AUGUACGUGAAUUCAGUGGUCAACUUGUGCCAAUCCUACCACCUCAUCCUCUCCUACCACAUCCUCCUCAUUGGAAUGUUCUUCUUCAGCUACGUCAGUGUUUUCAUUUGGCUCAAUCUCUCCGUCGAUUUCCUCUUUCCAGGCUUCACGAAGGUCAUCACGUCUGCUUCCUUGAUGUUUGUAGCAGUCCUGUUGUACUCAGCACUGUUGGCCAACUAUUAUGGAUUCUGGUUGUUCUACAGAUUGACUCUCUUGAUAAUGGCAGUUGGAAUCGUCAUACUUUUUUUAAAUGAACGGAAUUCCAACAAUGGAAGAACUGACCCAGUUUGGAGAAGUAUCACUAAGUCUUCCAAUAUAUUGAAUAAAUAUUAUUUGUUGACGAAAAAUCCCAACUAUGCAUUGAACUGGAGCGAUUCCAUGAAAUUCCCAUUCCCGAAAACUAAGUUUUACCAAUUUCCAUGGGAUUUACGUUCUUAUGCUCACCUCUACAUUGAACCAAAAGUUUUUUUGCAUCCUACGUUAUUUUGA